AUGAGUUAUAAGCCAGCUAUCAUGAGUGCUUCGCUCGGUAGAGCUUGGCUUCAUGAUUUCGAUCACAAAGUGCAAGAGGCCAGUAAAGCCGGCUUCGAAGGCAUCGAAAUUUUCUACGAAGACCUAGACUAUGUUGCUCGUAAAGCAUCCAACAACGAUUCUCCGAGCCCCAAACAGCUUCUCGACGCAGCCAGUCAUUUCUCAAAGGUCUGUCAGCAAAAUGGCCUUAACAUAAUAGGCAUGCAGCCCUUUCUCUUCUACGAGGGGCUCAAAGAUCGGGCUCAACAUGACGCCUUGAUUGAAAAAAUGAAGCUGUGGCUCCAAAUCGUCAAAAUAUUGAAAACCGAUAUCAUCCAAAUCCCGGCCAACUUCCUCCCUGCGGACCAGCUCAUCGGCAAUUUCGAUCUAAUCGCAUCCGACCUGCGGGAGCUGGCUGACCUGGGCGCAGCAGAAACGCCAGUCGUCAAGUUUGCUUACGAGAAUCUAUGCUGGAGCACCCAUGUUGAUACAUGGGAAAAUCUAUGGGAUGUUGUGAAGCGUGUCGAUCGUCCCAAUUUUGGCGUUUGUCUCGACACAUUCAACAUCGCGGGGCGAGUUUGGGCCGAUCCUGCUUCACCCACAGGGAAGACGCCAAACGCGGAUUCCGAUUUGGCUAGUUCAUUGGAACGAAUGGCUAAGGAGGUGGACAUUACCAAAGUAUUCUAUAUCCUGGUAGUGGAUGCGGAGCGUAUGUCAUCCCCUCUGGUGGCCGGGCAUCCCUUUCAUACAGAAGGCAACCCGCCUCGAAUGAAUUGGUCCCGCAAUGCGCGACUGUUCAUGUACGAAACAGAUCGGGGUGCAUACCUCCCGUCAGAGGAUGUUGCUAAAACCAUCAUAUUAGGCAUGGGAUACAAGGGGUAUGUUUCAAUGGAACUGUUCUCAAGGUCAAUGUCAGAGGAAGGGGAACACGUCCCAGGAGAGCAUGCGCAGAGAGGUAUCAAAGCUUGGAAAACUCUGGCCCGGAAACUAAAUCUCAAUUGA
Molecule: messenger RNA, 1020 nt
Organism: Clonostachys rhizophaga
Lineage: Eukaryota; Fungi; Ascomycota; Sordariomycetes; Hypocreales; Bionectriaceae
Source: the annotation of a GenBank genome assembly